AUGAGGACGAAACGUCGUCAUGGGCACGUGGUGGGGCUGCGUCUUUGUUUGGCGGUGACCCUCCGCAGGCAUCGUGAUGUUUCCCGCCUAUGCCGCACGAUGCUUUGGGUGAAGGUUCAUGGGUUGCGCUGGAAAGGGAGUAAUGGACAGAGUGGCCUGCCUUCGAGCAGUGUGGAUGCUCUGCCUUCAGCGGAGUGUAAAGUAAAUAUGGCGGUGAUUUGCCGUCGUGUGGGAUUGGGGGUGCCUGUGCGUGAGGUGUGCGCCGCGUGCCGUGUGUGUGGCCUUUUCUCUUUUUUUGUUGUUGUGGCUGCGUAG
Messenger RNA from Trypanosoma rangeli, 315 nucleotides. RefSeq lists its product as uncharacterized. The coding region runs from base 1 to 315 and encodes 104 amino acids. The record is from RefSeq and is a predicted model, not a curated record. NCBI's taxonomy places the organism in Eukaryota, Euglenozoa, Kinetoplastea, Trypanosomatida, Trypanosomatidae. The transcript has a single exon.